This is a messenger RNA of Nanorana parkeri, 2161 nucleotides long. RefSeq names its product aryl hydrocarbon receptor nuclear translocator like (gene BMAL1). Gene Ontology annotation, biological process: regulation of transcription by RNA polymerase II; circadian rhythm. NCBI's taxonomy places the organism in Eukaryota, Metazoa, Chordata, Amphibia, Anura, Dicroglossidae. Gene Ontology annotation, cellular component: nucleus; transcription regulator complex; aryl hydrocarbon receptor complex. The record is from RefSeq and is a predicted model, not a curated record. Gene Ontology annotation, molecular function: RNA polymerase II cis-regulatory region sequence-specific DNA binding; DNA-binding transcription factor activity, RNA polymerase II-specific; protein dimerization activity. The transcript has 19 exons. The coding region runs from base 203 to 2101 and encodes 632 amino acids.
AUUGGCUGAAAAGUAGGUUAGUGGUGCGACAUUUAGUGAGGGUAGAAAGUAGGUCACGGACGCGGCUGUUUGUGUGAUCUCGGUGUGUGCAGCUGACGGUGAUCAACAAAAGACCAUGAUGAGUAGGUGACGGGCUGUAUUGGCCUCCAAGAAGGUUCUCACCUGUGGUCCUUCACCAAGACAACCUCUUUUAGAUAUUCCAAUGGCUGACCAAAGAAUGGAUAUCUCCUCAACCAUAAGCGACUUUAUGUCCCCGGGCCCCACCGACCUCAUAUCCAGUUCCCUCAGCACAAGUGGAAUGGAGUGUAACCGCAAGAGGAAAGGGAGCUUGACGGACUACCAGCUUGACAGUUUUUCUUUUGACCAUGGGGAAGGCAUGGAUACUGACAAGGAUGAUCCACAUGGGAUGUUGGAGUAUCCUGAAGGUCGGAUUAAAAACGCACGGGAGGCGCACAGUCAGAUUGAAAAGCGGCGCAGGGAUAAAAUGAACAGCUUCAUAGACGAGUUGGCAUCUCUAGUGCCCACGUGUAACGCCAUGUCGCGGAAGCUGGAUAAGCUGACGGUGCUGCGAAUGGCGGUGCAGCAUAUGAAGACACUACGAGGUGCUACAAACCCGUACACAGAAGCUAACUACAAGCCGGCCUUCCUAUCAGACGACGAGCUGAAGCACUUGAUUCUCAGAUCAGCGGAUGGAUUCCUCUUUGUGGUGGGCUGUGACCGUGGAAAAAUCUUAUUUGUGUCAGAAUCUGUUUUCAAAAUUCUCAAUUAUAGCCAGAACGAUCUCAUCGGGCAGAGCUUGUUCGACUAUCUCCAUCCAAAAGACAUUGCCAAAGUGAAGGAGCAGCUUUCCUCUUCAGAUACGGCUCCCCGGGAAAGGCUCAUUGAUGCAAAAACGGGGCUCCCCGUCAAGACAGACAUCACCCCAGGACCAUCGCGGCUGUGUUCUGGGGCCCGGCGAUCGUUUUUCUGCAGAAUGAAAUGCAAUCGACCUUCAGUAAAAGUAGAAGACAAAGAUUUCCCCUCCAACUGUUCGAAAAAGAAAGGAGACAGGAAAAGUUUUUGCACUAUACACAGCACUGGGUACCUGAAGAGCUGGCCGCCCACGAAGAUGGGAUUGGACGAAGAUAACGAGCCGGAUAGCGAGGGCUGUAACCUUAGCUGCCUUGUCGCCAUAGGCCGUUUACACCCACACAUAGUACCGCAGCCUGCCAAUGGGGAGAUCAGAGUCAAAUCCACAGAGUACGUCUCGCGGCACGCCAUCGAUGGGAAGUUUGUAUUCGUAGAUCAAAGGGCAACCGCCAUUUUAGGGUACUUACCACAAGAAUUAUUAGGGACGUCGUCGUACGAGUAUUUCCACCAGGACGACAUUGGGAACCUCGCCGAGUGCCAUAGACAAGUGUUACAGACCAGAGAAAAGAUCACCACAAACUGUUACAAGUUUAAAAUCAAAGAUGGUUCCUUCAUCACCCUUAAAAGUCGCUGGUUCAGUUUCAUGAACCCGUGGACCAAAGAAGUAGAAUACAUCGUCUCUACCAACACUGUUGUUUCGACAAACAUUGUAGACAGUGGAGAGUCCUUCUCUCACUUGUCUGCCUCUCCGCCCAGCAUGGACAACGUCUUACAGUCAGGGGAAGGUGGCACGAAGAGGCCCCAUCCGGCAGUCCCCGGCCUCCCUGGGGGAACGCGAGCCGGGGCCGGCAAGAUAGGCAGGAUGAUUGCUGAGGAAGCCUUAGAAAUUCACAGAAUUAGGGGGUCCUCCCCAUCAAGCUGCGGAUCGAGUCCCCUGAACAUCACCACCACCCCCCCUCCAGAUGUCUCCUCCCCCGGGGUUAAAAAGAUUUUAAAUGGCGGUCCCCUGGACCUCCCGAGCUCCGGAUUAGGACCCGGGCAGCUGCAGGACAAUUCCGGCUUCCCGUAUUCCGACAAUUCCUCCAUGAUGGGCGAGAACUCCCAGAUGGGGAUCGACAUGAUAGAAACGGACCACGGAUCGAGCAGCCCCAGCAACGACGAGGCAGCCAUGGCGGUGAUCAUGAGUCUCCUGGAAGCAGAUGCAGGACUCGGCGGCCCGGUGGAUUUCAGCGACUUACCCUGGCCGUUGUGAAUGGGGGACUUCUCCAGACCACUCAUCGUCCGCAAGCAUCAAAGUGCAUUAUGGGAGCUA